AUGAACAAGCAUGAUAACCAAAAAAAAACUUGGGGGCGGAUUUCAUUGCCCAUAUACAUAAAGGGGCAUCUGUUGCCCACGGCGUAUACCUCCACCAUACGCCUUGGAGGCCAGCGCACUGAGAAUCCGCGGCAGGGGCUAUGUUCGGAGUCUGCCUCUAGACAAGGCAAACCUGGCGAGCGCGGCAGAUUCCAUCCCAAAAGCGACCAAUCGAAGCGAAUGGUUUACCGCGAGCGCAAGGAGGUUCGUUCGGGUCUCACUUUAUGCGGCCGGGAGCGUUGGCAGAUGGCAAGCGCCGAACGAGUAUUGACCUCCCUGUUAUGGGUUCAACCGAGCCCCACAUUACCACGUCGACCCGGCGCUUACAGUACGCCAUGCAGGAAUUCAAGAGGGGACUUUGCCGACAAGCGCGCUUGA
This is a messenger RNA of Pyricularia oryzae 70-15, 417 nucleotides long. RefSeq lists its product as uncharacterized. The record is from RefSeq and is a predicted model, not a curated record. The transcript is spliced from 3 exons. Bases 1 to 417 code for a protein of 138 amino acids. NCBI's taxonomy places the organism in Eukaryota, Fungi, Ascomycota, Sordariomycetes, Magnaporthales, Pyriculariaceae.